This is a messenger RNA of Callorhinus ursinus (northern fur seal), 1275 nucleotides long. It is a transcript of the gene RNF148, whose product is annotated as ring finger protein 148. NCBI's taxonomy places the organism in Eukaryota, Metazoa, Chordata, Mammalia, Carnivora, Otariidae. The record is from RefSeq and is a predicted model, not a curated record.
ACAACUCUUGUUAUUCUGUUUCAUUAUAAGAAAGAUAAUCUACCAAAAAUAAAAAUGCUGGAAGGAGUAGCAUACCUUUGACCGACGCAGACCUUUUUCCAUUUGUGCGCUUUAAUAUCUACUGCCAACAAUUGGAGUUAGCUUCUUUGCUUUAUAAUUGAUGUUUUGUUUUUUGUUUGUCAGUUAAUAGGCAAAUGGAGGAAUGAGCCUACUUCAAAUUACUCCUUCAACUCAUAGUUCUGUUUCAUCGCGACUGUUAAGGCUUAGCAUCUUUCUACUACUUAGCCUUCCUGACUCUAAAGGAAAAGCCAUUUGGACAGCCCACCUGAAUAUAACCUUUCAGGUGGGAAAUCGGAUUAUAUCAGAAUUAGGAGAGAGUGGAGUGUUUGGAAAUCAUUCUCCUUUGGAAAGGGUGUCUGGUGCCUUGGUACUUCCUGAAGGAUGGAAUCAGAACGCUUGUAAUCCUAUGACCAACUUCAGCAGACCUGAACAGGCAGACUCUUGGUUGGCCCUCAUUGAACGGGGAGGCUGUACUUUUACACACAAAAUCAAUGUGGCAGCAGAGAAGGGAGCAAAUGGGGUGAUCAUCUAUAACUAUCCAGGUACUGGCAACAAAGUGUUUCCCAUGUCUCACCAGGGAACAGAAAAUAUAGUCGCGGUGAUGAUAGGCCACUUGAAAGGCAUGGAACUUUUGCACUUGAUUCAGAAGGGAGUUUAUGUGACGAUCAUCAUUGAAGUGGGGAGAAUGCACAUGCCAUGGCUGAGCCAUUAUGUCAUGUCUCUGUUCACCUUCCUGGCUGCCACAGUUGCCUACCUUUUCUUGUACUGUGCAUGGAGACCUCGAGUGCCCAAUUCUUCCACCAGGAGGCGAAGACAGAUAAAAGCAGAUGUGAAGAAAGCUAUUGGUCAGCUUCAACUGCGAGUGCUCAAGGAAGGGGAUAAGGAACUAGAUCCAAAUGAAGACAGUUGUGUUGUUUGCUUUGACAUAUACAAACCCCAAGACGUAGUACGUAUUUUAACUUGCAAACAUUUUUUCCAUAAGGCAUGCAUUGACCCCUGGCUUUUAGCCCAUAGGACAUGCCCCAUGUGCAAGUGUGACAUUCUGAAAACUUAAACCUGGAGAAUCUUCUGAAGAUGUAAGCGAGUCUUUCCAAAGAAAUUACAUGAAUUCUCUUUUAGCACUUUUAUGUAGAGAAAAAACUGAACUUCAUCUUCUCUACCUAAGUAUUAAUGAGGAUGAAAUUUGUGUGUUUUUAAAAUAAAACUCCAUAUCAU